GGAAACACGGAAAACGCGGGAACAGAGAUAUCAGCGACGUCAUAAAGACCUUUAGAACUAAAAAGCUGGGUUCCUUAUAGAACUGUUUGGUCAGGAACUACAUUUCCCACAGAGCAACGCGGGCGCGGACCAAUCAGCUUCACGGUCCACAUCCGGGCCUUCUGUUAGCCCUGCGUUCAUCCACAAGCUAGCUAAAGACGGGGAUAGCGCGGUAAGUUAUAGACUUGUAGAUUUACCUGUAAAUAAAUGUAUUGCUUGUAAACAUUUAGAUAUUUUUGUGCAUCUCUAACAUGUAGGGAGCACAAAGUAGAAGCGAUGUUAGAGAUAAAGUAGUGAGUUUUAAGCGAAUUGCAGCGCUUCACUUCCGGCGCAUGGAUAUGACGUCAGCGGGCGGAUGAAUUUGGCGCGCGCGAGUGGAGCAGCUGGAGGGCUAGCAUGGCCACAGCGAUGUACCUGGAGCAUUACCUGGACAGUAUUGAGGGUCUCCCCUUCGAGCUGCAGAGAAACUUCUCCCUCAUGACUGACCUGGACAACAGGACUGAAGAGAAGAAAGUGGAGAUCGACGGUCUGGCGUCUGAUUACGUGGAGAAGGUGAGGAACCUGUCGCCUGAGGAGCGCGUAGAGCACCUGAGGAGGAUCGAGCUGGCGUACAGCAAGUGUAAAGAGUACAGCGACGACAAAGUGCAGCUCGCCAUGCAGAUAUACGAACUGGUGGAUAAACACAUCCGGCGUCUAGACGCUGAUCUUGCACGCUUCGAGAGCGAGCUGAAGGACAAACUGGACUCGAGCAGCCCUGAGAGCGCCGACGAUAAGAGGAGCAAAAAGAAGAAGAAUCUAAAGGACAGAAGAGGAGGGAGUGGGAGAGAGAAGAACGGGUCUGAUCACGGCUCUCCCAAACACAAAGCACAGAAGAACAGUGAGGUGCUGCUGGAUGUUCACUCUCCUGAUGUACUGGACAUGCCUGUGGACCCCAACGAGCCCACCUACUGCCUGUGUGCUCAGGUCUCCUACGGCGAGAUGAUUGGCUGCGACAACGCUGACUGCCCUAUUGAAUGGUUUCACUUCGCUUGUGUUGGUCUCACCACUAAACCCAAAGGAAAAUGGUUUUGUCCUCGCUGCACACAGGACAUGAAGAAGAAAUGAGGCCGGCGUGAUGGCUCCUGCACUUUACUCAGAGCUCGUCUCUGUCAGACGUUGCGAUUGUUCAACAGAGACUUGGGAUCUUAUUGAUUUCAUUUUUAAUGCGGAUUAUUAUGCACUGUCCUGUUUGUGUCAGGAAAUGUAAAAGUUUUUUUCUUAAAUUGUAUAUUUUAUGAAUAAAGUUUCUUUGUCGUCACGGUG
Messenger RNA from Clarias gariepinus (North African catfish), 1341 nucleotides. It is a transcript of the gene ing5b, whose product is annotated as inhibitor of growth family, member 5b. The transcript has 8 exons. Gene Ontology annotation, cellular component: nucleus. Gene Ontology annotation, biological process: regulation of DNA-templated transcription. Bases 436 to 1143 code for a protein of 235 amino acids. The record is from RefSeq and is a predicted model, not a curated record. Lineage: Eukaryota; Metazoa; Chordata; Actinopteri; Siluriformes; Clariidae.